Ruditapes philippinarum (Manila clam) is the source of this 3243-nucleotide messenger RNA. RefSeq lists its product as uncharacterized. Lineage: Eukaryota; Metazoa; Mollusca; Bivalvia; Venerida; Veneridae. The record is from RefSeq and is a predicted model, not a curated record. The coding region runs from base 1 to 1293 and encodes 430 amino acids. The transcript is spliced from 3 exons.
AUGGGAGACUCUUCAGAUUCUGAAAUAGAAUUUUGUCAGAAUAAUAACAACAGAGCUUUGAAUGAUGAAAGGCAAGGUGAUGAAGCGCCACAUCAUCAUAUUGAAACUGAAAGAGCUGAUUCUCCAUUGGAUUACUAUCGCAGCCUGGUUGAGGCCUUGCGAAAUAGAUUUACUAACAAGUAUGAUCAACCAGUGUGGGUAUCUUCUCUGAAAGCAAGAAAACGAGGUUCAACAGAAUCUAUUGCGUCUUUUGCAGAUGCUCUCUCCGAACUUGCACGCAAGGCAUUUUCUGAUCUGAGUUACAAUGCACAGGAGCAAAUGGCUUUAGAUCAAUUGUACAAUAACCUGUGUCCUGAGCUUCAUUAUGUCAUAUGUAAACCAAGCGAGGCUUCUACCCAGCCCACCCUUGAUAAACAUUUGAUAUUUAAUGCAAAUCCUGAUGAGUUGAAGCAUAUAUUGAAGAGUGUCUCUGAUAAAUUAGAUAGUUUGGCAUCACAAGAAUACAUUGAAUCAAAAUUUAAAUUAAUGAUUACUGAGGAUCUGCUUGGUAAGAAGCUCAAAGACCUAGAAAAAGUAAUUAAACUCCAAGUGCAGAAGGAACUAGAUAAUAUACAUAAAGAAGUGAAGGUAGUAAGUGAUAGGGUUAAGUCAAUAGAAGAUGUAGUAGAAACUCUGAGAAAUAAAGUAUCAGAUUUAGAAGUAAAAACCGAUCAACUGCAGGAAGGAAACCAUCAGUUACUACAUAAAAACAAAACGCUUCAAGAGCAAAUAGAUGAAAGGGAAGUUAAAGUUAAAUCAUUGGAAGAAAAGAACAAUCAUCUAGAACAGUAUACGCGAUGUAACAGCGUCAGAAUUUACGGAGUUGCAGACGAUGUCAGUGAAAACUACAAGGACACAUGUAAGAAGGUAAUUUCAAUUAUUUCCGAUAAGCUACAUAUAAAAGUCGGAAAUGGAGACUUUGACAUCACACAUAGGAUCGGGAAGUUCCGUAGUGAUGGGAACAGGCCCAUCAUAUGUAAGUUUGUACAGAGAUAUCUCAAACAUGAAGUAUUGAAAGCUCGCAGACAACUUAAGGGUUCGUUCAUCGUCAUAAGAGAAGACCUCACACGGGUCAACGCAAAACUUCUGGAAAACACCUCCGCACACGAUCAGGUAAAGGCUGCCUGGAGCGAUGAAGGCAGAAUCGUGGCAUUACUGAAAAACAAUAAAAAACUAGUGGUAUCUCGUCUAAGUGAUCUGGAUAAAGUGCCCGUCGGGUCCUCAGGAACUGUGAUACCAAGCACGGAAUCUUAAUUAAGUGACUUUGUGUGGUUUGGUAACUAUUCAUACAUAGACUGAUAGAUAUAGCACUAAUGUUUACAUUUAUUUGACUAAUAUUUUGUUGGGAAAAUGUUCAAAAUUGUGUAGUUUUCAUAUAUAGAUAUAUAUACUGUUAACUAUUUUUUGUUUAAAUUUAUUUUUUGACUUUCUAUCAAACAUGAAUUACUAUCAAACUAUGCUUUACUGUGCCUCUUUACCCUAGGAAGAAUACGUGAACAUUAAUUGUUUCUAUUAAAAUAUUGUUUACAUUAAACAUGUGCGGUAGUGUUUACUUGUAUACGGCCCCUCUUGGGUAAUUUCACUUUCGAUACCGUGAUUGGAUUGUUUACAUUAAACACGUGCGUAAGCACGUGGUAGUGUUUAUUUUUAUACUGAGCCUGUUGGGUAAUUUCACUUACUAUACUGUGAUUGGCUGAUGCGCAGUGCGCAAACAGCGCCACCUGAUAAAAUGGCUGCACCCAUGCCAAAUUUUACCUGUCAAGAAUUAUAAACUGUUGUUCACAACACCAAAGCUGGGAGAUAUUACGGUAUGAAAACUUAAGUAAAAUGCAAACCUCUUAAUUGAAAAACACACGUAGAAAUGUUUUCUUUAUAAAGUUUAAAAGUAGAUUUGAUGUUCUUUCGUAUAUUUGUUUUGAUGAGUCAGUUCGUCCUUUCGCCGUUUCGGUACAUGUAUAUAUUUAUAAUUACUGGGAUACAUUAAAACUAAGUUAUUUUAAUCCCAGAUAAUAGAAAAAAAAGUAGUAUGAUUACGUUUUGAAAGCGGUUCUUUGUGGUCUGGUUCUUAUUUUUUUCAGUGAAACGUGAACUGUGUAAGAUAUGAAUCUAAUGUGAAUGGGCAGAGGCACAGGGAAAAUGGUCAAAACACAGUAAAUCAAUGAGUAUGUUGUUUACUUUUUACUGUUUAUUUUCUUUUUGGAAUGUAAAGUUAUACUCUAUGUACUGGUAUUUGUAUUGUUGUUAUAUAAACUUAUUGAAAAUACCUGGAAAUGGUAUAACACAUACAGUAUAUAUAUGUUUCCUACAUUAUAUUUAUAAACUUUUUCACUCUUUUUUUUUGUAAAAGCACAAUCCUUUUAUAUAUGAAUAGGCACAUUUACUGCCCCCUAGUGAAAUGGAGAAUAUAUUACAGCUUAAAUUUAAUUUAAAGCCCUCUUCUUCAACAUGCCGAUCGAUUCAUAUAAAAAUUACAAACUAAUGGAUAAUAUAAGGUUUUUGGUGGAUGACCCAUUAAGUUUUUGGGUGAGACCCUACAUUUUUAAAGGUUUUUAUUUAAAUACUCUAUAUAUCUAUCAAGAAGUUUUACCUGUUCUCAUAAAAUAUCAGACAAUUAUAUUUUCUUUUUCACAUGUUUUUAGACAAUUUUUUCAUGAUUUAGAUAGCCAUGACAAAUAAUGUGUCAGUGAUUUCUAUGAAUGUUCAAUGCCUAGGCGACAGAGCUAAACGUAGAGAUGUUAUUAAUUUCUUAAAAAGUAAAAAGUACUCAAUAUGUAUGUUACAAGACACUCAUUUCACAAAUAAGGAAGAAAAGUAUAUACGGUCCAUAUGGGGAUAUGAUACCUACUUUUCUUAUUUCAAUAGUCAAUCUCGGGGUGUUGCAAUAAUUUUGAUUGUAAAGUAAAUAAUAUCGAGAAGGAUAAUGAAGGUAAUUUGCUUAUUCUGAACUGUAAAAUAUGCGAUAAAGAUAUCACUCUAUUAAAUAUUUAUGGACCAAAUAGAGACAACCCAAAUUUUUAUGAGAUGGUUUCAGAGAAAAUGUCACAAUUCAAUAAUACUUUAUAUAUUCUUGCUGGAGAUUUAAACAUGGUACUUAAUCCAGAUAUAGAUUGUUUUAAUUACUUACACUUAAACAAUCCAAAUGCACGUGAUAAGCUACACAGUUUAAUGUCAGAGUUUAACCUAAUGGAUUGCUGGAGAGAAAAU